GCCGAUUCUCUCACCGAGGAGCAAGUCUCCGAGUUUAAGGAAGCAUUCUCUCUGUUUGACAAAGAUGGCGAUGGCCAAAUCACAACUAAGGAGCUAGGAACCGUGAUGCGAUCCUUGGGCCAGAAUCCUAGCGAGUCUGAGCUCCAGGACAUGAUUAACGAAGUGGAUGCUGACAACAACGGCACAAUUGACUUCCCCGAGUUUCUCACCAUGAUGGCGCGCAAGAUGAAAGACACGGACUCCGAGGAAGAGAUCCGUGAGGCCUUCAAGGUCUUUGACCGCGAUAACAAUGGUUUUAUCUCCGCCGCAGAACUGCGCCACGUCAUGACUUCCAUUGGAGAAGCUCUUACCGAUGACGAAGUCAACAGGAUGAUUGCUGAAGCGGACACCGAUGGUGAUGGUAGAAUCGACUACAACGAGUUCGUACAGCUUAUGAUGCAGAAGUGA
Molecule: messenger RNA, 447 nt
Organism: Pseudovirgaria hyperparasitica
Lineage: Eukaryota; Fungi; Ascomycota; Dothideomycetes; Acrospermales; Acrospermaceae
Product: EF-hand protein
Exons: 5
Biological process (GO): spindle pole body organization
Cellular component (GO): central plaque of spindle pole body
Molecular function (GO): enzyme regulator activity; calcium ion binding
Source: RefSeq, a predicted model, not a curated record